Messenger RNA from Closterium sp. NIES-65, 2457 nucleotides. The record is from the annotation of a GenBank genome assembly. NCBI's taxonomy places the organism in Eukaryota, Viridiplantae, Streptophyta, Zygnematophyceae, Desmidiales, Closteriaceae.
AUGUGGCAUGCGUGCCAGGCUGCCGAUGACGUGGCGGUUCUGCUAGCGGAGGUGGACGCCCUGGCUGCCAGCGUGUCACCAGCAGAAGCUACCGAAUCCGGACCUAGCGGAAGGGAGGGAGGAGGGAAUCAUGAUCCUGGCUUGGGACCAGCUUCGGUAACAGGCUCAGGGAUAGGACUAGGCUCGGGAGCAGCACUAGGGUUUGUGGCCACCAAUGAGGUGCAGGACUGGAGCUGCAGUCCCAGGUGCGGGACAGGAGCUGCAGUCCCAGGGUGCGGGACUGGAGCUGCAGUCCCAGGUGCGGGACUGGAGCUGCAGUCCCAGGUGCGGGACUGGAGCUGCAGUCCCAGGUGCGGGACUGGAGCUGCAGUCCCAGGUGCGGGACUGGAGCUGCAGUCCCAGGGUGCGGGACUGGAGCUGCAGUCCCAGGGUGCGGGACUGGAGCUGCAGUCCCAGGUGCGGGACUGGAGCUGCAGUCCCAGGUGCGGGACUGGAGCUGCAGUCCCAGGUGCGGGACUGGAGCUGCAGUCCCAGGUGCGGGACUGGAGCUGCAGUCCCAGGGUGCGGGACUGGAGCUGCAGUCCCAGGUGCGGGACUGGAGCUGCAGUCCCAGGGUGCGGGACUGGAGCUGCAGUCCCAGUCCCAGGUGCGGGACUGGAGCUGCAGUCCCAGGGUGCGGGACUGGAGCUGCAGUCCCAGGGUGCGGGACUGGAGCUGCAGUCCCAGGGUGCAGGACUGGAGCUGCAGUCCCAGGGUGCGGGACUGGAGCUGCAGUCCCAGGUGUGGGACUGGAGCUGCAGUCCCAGGUGCAGGACUGGAGCUGCAGUCCCAGGUGCGGGACAGGAGCUGCAGUCCCAGGGUGCAGGACUGGAGCUGCAGUCCCAGGUGCGGGACUGGAGCUGCAGUCCCAGGCGUCACAGCCAAGUGCUCGCCGGGAAGAAGAGGUCGAAGUUUUUGGCGGCCAUCAAGGGCAUCAUCGUGCGCAGAUGGGAUAAGCAGUUGCAUAACCCGAUGCAUGCAUUCGGCUGGCUCCUUAACCCGAAGAACCAGCUCGCGAUGGAAGUCCGCAACGACCCCGAGAUCAUCAAAGGGGUCAAUGCGGUGCUGCAGGCACGAGGAGGUGACGUGCAAGGCCGAAUCUUGCUGCAAGCCCAGCUUGCUACGUACCACAGAGGUGAGGGUCGUCUGGGGGGGGAAGAUGCACGGGCCGCAGCGAUGCUCGUGGAGAGUGGACGUCUCUCACAUGCGGAUUGGUGGGCGAUGUAUGGAGGGGAACUCCCCGAGCUGCAGGAUUUGGCUGUGAGAAUGUUAUCACAGCCUAUCACUGCGUCGGAAGUUGAGAGAUGCUGGUCUGCGAUGGUAAGGGUGCAGCGGCGGGAUCGCAACAGAUUGAGCGCUCAGACCAUGAUCGAUGUCACCACGGUGGCAUUCAGUAGGCGUUCGAGGGCUGCAUUCGACAAGAAGCAGGAAGUGCGCGCCAACUUUUUUGCAGACCUUGCAGCAGGCAAGCUCUACGAGAGCACUCUAGAAAGAGUGACGACGACGGCACUUGAAAGCUCUGAACCACAGGCUGAAGGCUCUGAACCACGGGUUGAAGAGGAAGAAGGUGAUGUCGAUUGCGUGAUUGACUGGGAAGCUCUUGGCAGCAUCGGGAAGAGGAAGAAGAAAGAGGUGACAAAGGGAAUCAAGGGAAAGGCGACCAAGAAGCUUAAGAAGAAGCGUUCGGCUGACAACGACGAUGAUGAGGAGGAGGAUGAGGAUGAGGAUGAGGAUGAGGAUGAGGAUGAGGAUGAGGAUGAGGAUGAGGAUGAGGAGGAGGAGGAGGAGGAGGAGGAGGAGGAGGAGGAGGAGGAGGAGGAGGAGGAGGAGGAGGAGGAGGAGGAGGAGGAGGAGGAGGAGGAGGAGGAGGAGGAGGAGGAGGAGGAGGAGGGCGGGGGGUCCAACGCAUGGGACAUUAGUGACAUUUAUGGUGCGGGACUGGAGCUGCAGUCCCAGGUGCGGGACUGGAGCUGCAGUCCCAGGUGCGGGACUGGAGCUGCAGUCCCAGGUGCGGGACUGGAGCUGCAGUCCCAGGGUGCGGGACUGGAGCUGCAGUCCCAGGUGCGGGACUGGAGCUGCAGUCCCAGGUGCGGGACUGGAGCUGCAGUCCCAGGUGCGGGACUGGAGCUGCAGUCCCAGGUGCGGGACUGGAGCUGCAGUCCCAGGUGCGGGACUGGAGCUGCAGUCCCAGGUGCGGGACAGGAGCUGCAGUCCCAGGGUGCAGGACUGGAGCUGCAGUCCCAGGGUGCGGGACUGGAGCUGCAGUCCCAGGUGCGGGACUGGAGCUGCAGUCCCAGGGGUGAAAAAGGGGAGGAGGGGGAACGAGAGGAGAGAUGCCAUUGUCCCGCCCAUGCUCGAGUGCUCCCUCCCCCUCUCAGGCUUCAAGGGGUGGGGGGAGAGAAGAGAGGAGGGGAUUAG